Molecule: messenger RNA, 1069 nt
Organism: Seriola aureovittata
Lineage: Eukaryota; Metazoa; Chordata; Actinopteri; Carangiformes; Carangidae
Product: small integral membrane protein 30-like
Exons: 1
Coding region: 60-248 (62 amino acids)
Source: RefSeq, a predicted model, not a curated record
UUUGACGCAGGCGCAACAAGCUUCCCGGACAGUCAACAGCAACAGCGGAGAACCUCAACAUGGCCCCCAAAUUUGAAAUUCCAAACGCCGCGACGAUCGUCUGGCUGCUCGUCCUCUGUCUGAUCCCCCCGGCGGAGGCUUACGACACGGGCGACGCUUUAGCCCUGCUCCUGGGCACCGUCUUGGCCGUGGUGGGCUUCUGCAGCUGCCUUGGCUGGUACGCACGGAGGCGGAACGGACAGCUGUGAUGAGAUGGGACCCUUCCGAUCGUGCGCCAGUCCUGUCCUGUUUACCAUCCACCGCAUUAAUCCCUCCCUGUGUGUGUGAGAUCUCCGGCGGACCUUCUAGCACAGGGGGUCGUGUCGAAGCGGCUGACAGGAAACGUGCCUUAUUGGAAUUAAUGCGUCGGGCUCGACGGGAACCAUGUGGACUCUGUUGGGGGAGGUGGAGGGAAGCAUCCAGGAAGUCCAAAACCAGGAACUGUUACUUGUUGCACUGCUGAGAUUCAGAACCAAACACAGUUGCCUUCUAUACGUAAAGACUGCUGCAGUUAUUCUCCUAUAAGGAAGCUUGCAUUGCAUAUGGCGCAUAUUUGCUAUGCUUGAAGUAAUCACUGCGAGUUCCAGAUGUGUUUAUGUUUGCAAUGCUGAACACAACCAUUGCCAUUGUUUGAAGCACAAUAUCACACGUGUGUUAUUAGGUGAAAAAGAGUGGAGCUGCUUUUGCACUUUCUGCUAGACUAUCGCUUUGUGAGAAUAAAUUGAUUUCUCCGAUGCUCUUCACAGCUCGUGGUCAUGAAAUGUAAAUGAUAUGCUGUAUAAUCCUGUUCCCUCUGCUCCGCUUUCACGUAGGACGUGUGGAGGAGAGUGCUCUCAUGAACAGGUGUGGAAUAAUUCACCAGUUUGGGGCAUCCACACCUUUUCCAUGCAGUCUCACCUAUAUGUGAUGUAGGCUACUCCAUUACAAGUUAAAUCCCCACAAAAUCCUACAUAAUUGAAAAUACAGCAGUGUUAUCAGCAGAAUACAAAGAAUAAGAAUAAAAAAUAAAAGCACUUGUUCUGCAGAUUAA